Cyanidioschyzon merolae strain 10D is the source of this 2409-nucleotide messenger RNA. RefSeq lists its product as hypothetical. The record is from RefSeq and is a predicted model, not a curated record. NCBI's taxonomy places the organism in Eukaryota, Rhodophyta, Bangiophyceae, Cyanidiales, Cyanidiaceae. Bases 1 to 2409 code for a protein of 802 amino acids. Gene Ontology annotation, molecular function: protein binding. The transcript has a single exon.
AUGCAGAGGCUUCUACAAACCUUCCACUCACAAGAGGGGUUGUGUUCGACGCUCUUCGCUCGUCUCGGCGGUGUUCGGUUCCGCGGGCGCCUAUCGAACUCUAAGCUUCGACGAAAGGAACGAGAUAAAAAGCGCCAGCACUGGUUGGAGCGUUACUGGUUCCCCAAACAAAGAGCCGCCGCUGCAGCGGCCGCACGCGAAAAGAAGCUGCCCCGGUAUCUCGCGAGUUUCGGAACUGAGAACGGCCCUAGUACAAUCAGAGAGCCUAAUUUGCCACCUCUGCAAAGCUACGCUUCCCUAUAUUACCGACUAUGGACUUGUCGCAACCCAGGUGAAGCUAGGACGCAUCUAAUGACGGCGACGGCUUCGGAGGCGUCUGACUCGGCGCGUGAACCGACAGGCAACGCUUCGACAGCGGACGCAGUGAACAAACGACCUGAACAGUGUACAGCGACCCUGCUGGAUGUAUCUGCAGUGGAAUCAAGGCUUGAAGAAGCCCGCGAGGCACUGCGCCUCUUCAUUGCGUCGGCGCAGCAGCGUGCCGCAGGGCCUUCGUUGAACAAAGCGCUCCACCUGGGUCGAUGCCUUUUGCGCGUGCAGCGUGUCCUGAACAACGAUGUGAACAACGGGCGACGUGUGGAAGCUUUCUUGCAUGAACUCGGCAUGGGAAGUGUCGUUUCGAUGCUCCCUCAGACAUGUGCUUCGAGCGCUGCCCGAAAACACUUGGAUCCUGGAGAUCGAGUGGUCUCCAGCGGCACCGCGAACACCACGCACUUGACCAACGGGCAGUUUCCAGGAAAAAACAGUCCAGGAAACGCGAAUAGUUUACGAAUUGAUACAGAGCCGUACGCGCAGGCUGCGGUAUCGGACUCGAUGGACGCACGAACCCUGCGCCGAGCAGUCUCUAUAGCCAUCUUGCGCAGUUUCAGUGCUCCUCGAAGCGUAGAUGAUUACAGCGCAUCAGUGAUCUGGAAAGAGGACUCCUGGGCAUCCCACGUGGCAUUCUUACGGAAACCAAGCGUUCAGCAAGCUGAGAGCCUCAUCCGACCCGACCUGAACAGCCUCGGUGCAUACACCAUCAUCAUGUCGAGCUUGCUGCGAGCCGGCUGCGAUCAGGCAGUCCUUGUAGUUUUCGAUUUACUCACCAGACGCAAAGGAGAGACGUUGGACAUCAUUGUGUACAAUAUUGCAGCCCAAGCGAUGGCGCGCCUAGGUCAAGUGGAGCGCGUGCUCGAGCUCAUCACCACGAUGAUGCGCGCGCCGGCAACGCGCAUUGCCACCGCGAGCGCUGCACCACGCUGCGAGCCAGACUGGAUCACCUGGCGCUCCGCAAUCGAAGCGUGCCUGCGACGGCGGGACGUACACGCUGCCUGGACGAUGUAUACCCAAGCGACGACAUACAUGCGUCAACGAGCGCCACCAGAGCAGUCUGCGAUGCAUGACGCCCAGGUCGGGCUCGCACCGCUAUCCGUUCAACGUGUGGUGGCGGCCGCGUUAUCCAGCGCAGGUCAGAUCGCGCCCCUGCUGCAGAUGCUGCACGCAUGGCAGCAGACAGCACACACGGAUCCCGCGGACACGUGUGCAUCGCGCACGGAUCCGCAGGACGCGGGAAACGCUUCGAUGAAGCCGACACGCGAGCACUGGUGCACGCAGCUGGCGAUGUACGCGCUGCAGGCGAUCCGACAGGCGGCGCUGCGUGUUCACCGGCAGCGCGCAGCGGAUGUGACGGCUGCCUCAGCAGGCAGCUGCCGCGAGGCCAACACAGUGAUGCAAGAAUGGUCUGCUGUCGUGGAUUCAUUACAGCAGGCGUACGUGACUCGGAAUGAGGAGCAUCCUGGGGGAAGCGUGCACGGGCGCGAGGCAGAAAGAACCGCUGCGUCCGGGCCGGUCCCUGAAAUUCCGAUAUCGCCCGACGCCUUGCCGCCGGUGGAGUACGUGAUCCAGGCGCGAUGUGCGCUCCGCCAGGCAGGCAUCGUCUGGGAUUUCGUCCAGGAGUACAGGAUAUGCGAUCGUACUGAUGAUGGUGGCGAAUAUGCAGAGACCGAGCGAUCACUCCACGAAUCGACGGUGUUGGCGAUCCUGGAGAUGGCCGCGGCACAGGCGGAUGUGGCUCGUGCGCGACAGCUUUAUGCACAUCUCGAACGCCGCCGUGUUGGAUUAGGAACCCGUGCAGCUGCUGUUGUAUAUCUGGCGAACGCUCUGGUGAAAGACGGAAACUGGCAGGAGGCCUGGUCUAUGGUCCAGUCCCUCAGUGGCUUCGACCCGGUCAGACGUGCGCGGGAUAGGCACUGCCUCCGAGGCAUCCUGGACGCCUGCGGGGACGCUACCGUUCGUCAAGAAAUACUGGAAUCGCUAGGGCUUGGUGCUCGCGAUGUUGACACGGUUGCCGGUGCGCAAAUACGUUUAUAA